GCCAGUUUUGUCCAAGCCCAAAACCCAUUAAAACUAUCCGCCUACUCCUCCAUCUCAUCUCCCUUCCAUUCUCUCGGUUGUUCUUCAUUAUUCUUUAUCCUUUCAUUCUUUCUUUUUCAUUCUUCUUCAAUUCAUAUCCUAUCUUCGUCGCCGUCAUUUGCAGAUCCUUUGAUUACCAUGGAUAGAAGUAGCUAUGGAAUGGGCAUUAUACUGGAAUUACGUAUUGCUCUUUUCUGCUUUUGAAAUGGCCUUUGAAAUGGCGUAUCAUGAGAUGGGCGAGGAACAGCUCAAAAAAUUACUAUUAGGUACCUUAGAUUUUGUGGUAAAGACUGUGCAAGCUCUUGUUGGGUUUGAAAAGACGAGUAAACACCUUGAUGAUCAUCUCGUGGACAUUAGCUCAAAGGGGAUCACCAAGCCAAAAGAGGUCAAAAAGUACAAGGGGGAAGGCAUGCCACUUCAUUUUAGCAACAAGAAGGGUGAUCUAUAUGUCACUUUUGAGGUUCUCUUCCCCAAAUCAUUGACGCCGGACCAGAAGACUAAAAUCAAGGACAUUCUCGGUUAGGAGCAUGCCCACAUCAAUUCCUUUUUCUCCCCUUUCAUUUUUGUGUUUGUCGAAAGCCCCGCCUAAACGAAUCUCCUCCACCGUGGAAGAAAACAGCCGCAGCAUAAUUUGGUCCGAAUUCCAUUUCUACUAGUCAGAAGUCCAUCAAUUUUCGUGGCUCUCGUCAUUAUAUACAUUGUUUUACAUUUUUUUUUUGUCAGAACAAAUAUUAACUAGCCAGGAUAGAGACGGGUUUCUUGCCCGCAUAAGUGUUAUGACGUGAGGGUCCUUUGAUGCUUACUACUACAUCUUGUACCAAAAGCAUAAUUGUUA
This is a messenger RNA of Cuscuta campestris, 874 nucleotides long. NCBI's taxonomy places the organism in Eukaryota, Viridiplantae, Streptophyta, Magnoliopsida, Solanales, Convolvulaceae. The record is from the annotation of a GenBank genome assembly.